CUAGCAACGAGAUCGCAAGCUUUUGAUUGAUCGGCCAACAAACGCGUGAUAUUUAUUGAACAGCCCACAAUCUCAGAAGUGGGAUAAAUACCCAAAACCUACAAAAAGUGCGAUUUUCUUUUUUCUUCCACCAUCCUAAAAGUGUUUAAAGAACAAUUUGCAAGUGUGUGGUAUGAAAGGUGUGGACCCAAGAAAAUACUCAGUUGAACAGUUAAAAAAUUGGCUGGGCCACCUUAAGUUAUCCACAAAGGGUCCUAAAACUACAUUAGUUGCCCGCAUAAAUCGAGUCCCAAUUUCGAUUCGAGGUAGCCAACCGCCGUUAGUUGUGAAAUUGCUUCAGGAAGAACAACGAAAAGAAGCUGAACAAAAAAUGGAAGAACAAAGUGAGAAUUUCACAACAGGCGACGAUCAGGCGCCGACGUGCAGCAACGCCAAGAAUAACGACGCCAGCAACAACGAAAUUUGGACUUGCGAGGAAUUGCGUGCGAGUAAAAUGGAAAACGAGCAGACAGAAGCAGACGAAGUGGGUAGCCAGAAUGACGAACUACAGAAAUUAAAGAAAAAAAUGGAACAGUUACUAGAGGAGAAUGAAGGAUUGAAAAAUACCGAAAAAGAGCGAGAACCAGUGGGAGCAGGAAACAAGGAGAGCAUGAUGCUGAUGAGUGCUAGCUCUGUGUCGCUAAACAUCAUCAAAGACAUGUUGCCAGAGUUUGGCAACAAGUCGCCAGUCAACAUUUGGGUUGCACAGCUUAAAACUGUUGCUGAAAUACACAACCUAGACGACAACAUGUUGCGGCUGCUGAUCAUGACGAAGUUGAAGGGCGAAGCACUAACCUGGUUGUACGAUACCAAUGACCGACUCAGUUUCUCAAUAAACGAAAUUUUAAAUCAAAUGAUGGCAAAAUUCGGCACAAAACAAAACAAGAUGUGCUUGAGACGGCAGUUUGAGAAACGCAAUUGGCUCGUAGAGGAGAAUUUUGCCGCGUAUUAUCACCAAAAAAUUUCGCUGGCCUCACAAAUUCAGUUGGAUGAAGAAGAACUCCUGGACAACAUUAUAGAGGGCAUCCCAGACGACCAUCUACGUCAGCAGGCACACAUGCAGUGUUUCAAGCAGCCGGCUCAGAUGCUGAAAGCAUUUGAAAAAAUAACACUCCCGAAGAAAGCAACGACAUCGGUGAAUUUGGAGAAGGCGAAAGGCGAUGGGCAGCGUUUAAAAGCAGCAAUCCGCUGCUAUAAUUGCAACUCCUUGGGCCACGUCGCAGCAGAGUGCCGAAAACCAAAGAGAGAAUACGGGGCUUGUUAUGGAUGUGGCAGCUUGGAUCAUCGCAUUGCUACAUGUGAUCAGAAGAAGAAGUCGACCAACGAAUUUCGUGUCUCAUCGAUUCAGGGAGCCCGAUCAGCUUCAUAAAAAUAUCAUGUUUAAGUGAAUAUUUUAAAAAAUACAAUAAUAAUGUUAAUCAAUGUGAAAAGACAAAUGUUAAUUUUGAUAAUUUUGACGAUCUGAAAAAUCAUUUCAAUUUUGAUGUUUUUGAAAAACCUGUUAAAA
This is a messenger RNA of Drosophila ficusphila, 1546 nucleotides long. RefSeq lists its product as uncharacterized. The transcript has 2 exons. NCBI's taxonomy places the organism in Eukaryota, Metazoa, Arthropoda, Insecta, Diptera, Drosophilidae. Gene Ontology annotation, molecular function: nucleic acid binding; zinc ion binding. The coding region runs from base 173 to 1408 and encodes 411 amino acids. The record is from RefSeq and is a predicted model, not a curated record.